This is a messenger RNA of Polistes dominula (European paper wasp), 1703 nucleotides long. RefSeq names its product Microfibril-associated protein 1. The record is from RefSeq and is a predicted model, not a curated record. NCBI's taxonomy places the organism in Eukaryota, Metazoa, Arthropoda, Insecta, Hymenoptera, Vespidae.
AUUUUAUCUAGUCGAAGCUUGUCAUAGCGAUCUUAAAGUUUGUAGUAUAAACUUCAUAGUUUAUAAAAAAAAGUGGAUAAAAAAGAGAAUAUAAUAAUUAUAAUUUCAACAAUAACGUAAAAAUGAUGAUGGAUUAUUUUGUAACCAAUAAUUCUUUAGCUCCUGCACCUAUGGGAAUACAAAGUACAGCAGGUGCUGUACCAGUUAAAAAUGAUAAAGGAGAACUUUCUAUGAAAAAAGUAAAAGUUCACCGGUAUGUAUCCGGUAAGCGUCCUGACUAUGCUCCUGUCGCUAGUUCAGAAGAAGAAUCAGAAGAUGAAGAUUUUCUAGAAAAACGUGUUCACAAAAAUUAUGACGAUAAUGAAACCAUUACUGAUAUUCCACAUACUGCUCAAGUAGUCAAAAUAAGAGACGAAGAUGAUCCACGUUUAAGGAGAUUAACGCGAUUAGAGAGACAAAGAGAUUCAGUUGUAGAAUCUCAUAUUGAAAGACAAAGACAUAUCCAUGAACCAGAAAUUAUUGAGGUUGAAUCAGAAACAUCACGUAAAAGAAUUAAAUUAGAAAGUUCAGAUUCUUCAGAAGAUGAAGAAUUAUCAGACUCUGAGAUAGAACGAAGACGCGAAGCCUUGAAACAACGAGUAUUAUCAAAAAAAGAGAUAGAAGAAGAAUUAUUACACGGAGAAGAAGAAAGAUCUGGUGACAGUACCGAAGAAAGCUCUGAAUAUGAGGAAUACACAGAUUCCGAAGAAGAAACUGGACCAAGACUUAAGCCAGUUUUUGUUAGAAAAAAGGAUAGAAUUACUGUUAUGGAAAAAGAAAAGGAAGCUUUGAAACAAAAACAAGCAGAAAUAGAAGCUAAAAAACUAGCUGAGGAAAGAAAAAGACAAACUUUCCGUAUGGUAGAAGAAGCUAUUAGAAAAGAGACACAAGUAAACAAAACUAAUAACGAGCAAGAGGGAAAGCUUGAGGAUGUUUGUACGGACGAUGAAAACGAUGAAGUCGAAUAUGAAGCUUGGAAAUUAAGAGAAUUAAAAAGAAUUAAACGAGAUAGAGAAGAAAGGGAACAAAUUGAAAAGGAAAGAUUAGAAAUUGAACGAAUACGUAAUAUGACGGAGGAAGAGCGUAGACAAGAAGCUCGAUUAAAUCCAAAAGUAAUAACUAACAAAGCUGCUAAAGGAAAAUAUAAAUUUUUACAAAAAUAUUAUCAUCGUGGUGCUUUCUACUUGGAUAAAGAUGAUAAUAUAUUUAAAAGAGACUUUUCCGGUGCUACUUUGGAAGAUCACUUUGAUAAAACAAUAUUACCAAAAGUAAUGCAAGUUAAAAAUUUUGGUCGUAGUGGUAGAACUAAAUAUACUCAUUUAGUAGAUCAAGAUACUACACAAUUUGAUUCACCUUGGAUAUCAGAAACUGCUCAAAAUCUCAAGUUUCAUAAUAAUCAAGCUGCUGGAAUGAAACAAGUUUUUGAUCGACCGUCUCUGAAAAAAAGAAAAGAUGAAAAUUAAAUUGAAUGUAAAUAUAUACCUAAGCAUUUAUAUAAUUUUGUAUAAUUUUAUUUUGCUAAGAGUGUAUAAUUGUAUAUAAGAAUUUUAUACAUAAAAAUUGUUUUGUGUCUUCUGUCUUCUCCUAAAGUAGGACACACAUAUUAAAAUAUACUCUGUAUAUUAUAUUAAAUAAUGUAUAUAAAUAUAUUUAUUAUUUAAAUA